This is a messenger RNA of Colletotrichum abscissum, 1383 nucleotides long. Its product is annotated as phosphotransferase. NCBI's taxonomy places the organism in Eukaryota, Fungi, Ascomycota, Sordariomycetes, Glomerellales, Glomerellaceae. The transcript has a single exon. Bases 1 to 1383 code for a protein of 460 amino acids. The record is from RefSeq and is a predicted model, not a curated record.
AUGGAUGUGGCGCUCACUGAACCUCAUCAACUCUCAUCCAACUUCACUCAUCUCAUCGCUCAGGCGCCAUUCACGGGAAUCAGCAUUGGCAGCACUCAAUUGUUAUUCGCGGCAGCCACAUUCUCCAUCGCCAUGGCUUCUCUCAAGCAGCCUCGUCAUGUCGCCGAAAUCAUGCUCUCAUGGCUAGGCCUUGAGCUCGUCUCCCUCACUGAGCUUCAAACUCUCUGGGCGGGCUACGGCCACAUCUGUGCCCUCACUGCAAAGCUUGCUAACACCAAUGGUGUCGCCAACUCGAAGCAAAAGCCGCUAGCUAUCCAUUCAGAAGAAGAUGGGACAUAUCGCCUCAUCAUCAAACUCAUCUCACCGCCACGCGCCAAGGGAACAGAUGAGGGCCACCUGCGCAAGAUGUUAAGCUACGAGGUGGAGCAAUACUUCUACCAAGAGAUUGCACCGCGAUUAUCAGAUGAUGUCGCUGUCGCAAAGUGCCUCGCUUCCACUCUAGAUAUGGAGGGCAAGCCCCGCAAGGAAGAGCUUGAGGGUCUCACCGCCACCAUCAUCACGGACCUGCGGCCAGAGUUUCCCGUGGCUGGUGAAAAGAGAUUGGUCCUCAAUCGCAAGCAGGUGAAUGCUGCGCUGGACUGGCUGGCAAAGUAUCACAGCAGCUCUUGGGCAUCGCUGCCGGAUGACCUUGGGCAAUUUGUGCUGCCCCCGCUUGAAGAGGCGAAACGAAGGGAGGCUGGUAAUGGCGUUACAGAGCCCAAGAUGUGGCUGAACGGAGGGUACACAUACCUUGCUACCAGACGGAAGGAAUACGGAUCGCUUUGCAGAGACGACUAUUCCGAAUGGUCUUCGGCAUUCUGCGACCCCGUCGAGGGUUCAUCCUCUUCGAUUGCCGAGCUAGUUGCCGACUUCCUCACACCAUCUGGCAGGCCGUUUGAGACAUACAUCCACGGCGACGUCAAGUCCGAAAACCUCUUCACGACUAAAUCUGGCGACAAGGUGGCUUUCUUCGACUUCCAGUACGCGGGACUCGGAAUUGGCGGCUGCGAUCUCGCUAAGCUCUUCACCUGUUCGGUCCCCGUUGAGAUGCUCACUCAGCACGAAGACAUACCGGAUCAGCUAGCCAUGGAUAAGGGUGAGAGGACUAUUCUGGAGCAGUAUCGAAGUACUCUCCUGAGCCAAAAGCCGACAGGGAAGGGGCCCGAGAAUUAUGAUUGGGAGACGUUCGUGCGACACUGGGAGACUGCCUUGGUGGAUUGGUGCCGCUUCCAGGCAUCUUGGGGCUUCUGGGGAAAUACAGAAUGGCUCGAGGCUAGAGUCAGACAUAUUCUUGCCGACCAGAGUUGGCGAGAUUGGCUCAAGAAGGAGACAAUUAGGACUUAG